Messenger RNA from Oppia nitens, 923 nucleotides. RefSeq lists its product as uncharacterized. The record is from RefSeq and is a predicted model, not a curated record. The transcript is spliced from 2 exons. The coding region runs from base 11 to 874 and encodes 287 amino acids. NCBI's taxonomy places the organism in Eukaryota, Metazoa, Arthropoda, Arachnida, Sarcoptiformes, Oppiidae.
AUUAAUUACAAUGAUUUUAAUAUUAUUGAAAGUUUUUUUCUUGAUUAAUGCAAAUUUUCAUUGUGUCAAAUCAAAUGAACAACACUUCCACGAGAUCAUAGCCUACAAAACUGAUCAAAUCAAUAAUGAAGUCAAUACUAAAUUUGCGAUUGACAAAAAACUCUCAGUUAACGUUACUAUAGUUACUGAGACUAAAAAAGAUGAUUUGUUUAAAUAUUUUAAAACAACAUCUGUUGAACAAUGGGAAUUGUCAAAUCAGACACCAGCUACAAUGACACAAGAUGUUAAACAUAUUGAAACAUUUGAAAACAUUGUUAGAAUGAGUUCGCAAAAACAACUACUCAACACUGUUUCUAUUACUGAUGGCACCAUCGAAACUAUAUUUUCAGAUUCAAUUAUAAAAGGAACAAUUGAAGAUGGGAUCGAUUUGUUGGUUGUAUCAUUAACCUCUAAAAUCGAAUCUAGUAUAACAAUUAAAGAAGAAUCACAAAUUUCGCAAGAAACUGAAAAUGUUUCUACGGAAAGUUUAACAACAAUCGACGAGAAAGAAAUAAAAAAAUCCAAAACGAUCCAAAUUUCACAAAACAUAGAAGUUCCACCAAAUACCAAUCGAUUAUUAGUUAAUGCAAUGAUAAUGAAGGCUGAAAAUUUGAAAAUGGACUAUAUCAUCAGUUUUAUGUUCACUGGCUACCAAUACGAUUUGGAAAAUCAACUAGACCCUAUAAAAUCGGAAGAUAUCGAAACCUUAAUGCGCAUUAAAGGUUACAGUUUUACUAAAUGCUUAUCAACUAAGUAUACAACCUAUUGUUUAGUACCCUUAAGCGUAAGUGUUGACUUAGGUUUACGAACCUAUUUUACUGCAACUCCUUUGUAAAAAAAAGUAAUUAAUCUAUUAAUUUGUAAAUUUUGUUAAAUUUAAUAUU